Molecule: messenger RNA, 579 nt
Organism: Marasmius oreades (fairy-ring Marasmius)
Lineage: Eukaryota; Fungi; Basidiomycota; Agaricomycetes; Agaricales; Marasmiaceae
Exons: 1
Coding region: 1-579 (192 amino acids)
Source: RefSeq, a predicted model, not a curated record
AUGAGAAACACUCCCUUCUCCGAGACCAACACUUCGCUACCUCGUGUCUCAAAUAGCGUUAUCGGGACUACUACGGAACCCACCCUCCGCACCGACUCUCCCCUUCCCUUCACUUUGCCCAGAAUUGAGCUUCCUGAUCAGCGCAAGACACAAAUCAUGGGUACUUCCGUUGAAAACAACGGCAAACUAAUGACAGUCGAAAAGAAAUCCAAACAUACCAGGACCUCUACUGUCAUGAACCCCGAAUUAUACAAAGAUCUCGAUGACAUCGACCUCAUGGAGAUUUCGAGCGUAUACCAAGCAGCUCUCAAAGCCACUAUUAUUACAACCAUUCACGGAUAUUGGACUCGUCCGGAACGAUUCGUGGAUCUUCGAAACCCAGUCUAUCGUAGGAUGGCUAAUGAAGUGGUUCGCCACGGUCAUCGUUAUCGCUAUGUCAGAAUCCCAGCACUAGAAAACAACCAGGCGUCGGAUUCGGAGAAGAGCGCGAGACCGGAGACUCCGAAGUGGAGGCUCGAGAAAGAAGCGGACGUAGCAAUGGCUGCAGCUGGGUUGCCGCCGCGUAAUUGGAGGUCAUGA